Molecule: messenger RNA, 2827 nt
Organism: Rhopilema esculentum
Lineage: Eukaryota; Metazoa; Cnidaria; Scyphozoa; Rhizostomeae; Rhizostomatidae
Molecular function (GO): zinc ion binding; oxidoreductase activity
Source: RefSeq, a predicted model, not a curated record
UGAAUUAUAUGCCUUGGCAGAAGUCUAAAAAGAUUGGUAAUACGAAAAGUCAGCAGAGUCUCACUGUGAAAACGAGAUUGCAAAACUGCUUGUUAUGUUAGUUCCUGUCUAGCAGCAUACGUGGAAAUAUCACUGAAAAUGAACGAAGCAGUACAGUUGUUUGAGGGGCAGUUAUCUGUCAUAACUAGACCACUUGCAAAACAGCUUGGUGCGAAAGAAGUCUUGAUUAAGGUAAGCUAUGCUGGUGUCUGUGGUACGGAUUUACAUAUAUUAAGUGGAGAAUUUCCUGUAUCAAAAUCUGCUGUUGUGUUGGGACAUGAAUUUUGUGGUGUUGCAGAAGACGUUGGGACUGAAGUAAAACACAUCAAGCCUGGAGAAAGGGUAGUGGUGAAUCCCAACAGUAACUGUGAUGUAUGCAGGUACUGCACAAGAGGCGAUCCUCAUUUCUGUAAAAUUGGGGGAAUAAGAUCAACUGUGGGCAUUUGGAAAAAUGGUGGCUGGGCAACAUAUUGCAAGGUUUCUGCAAUUUUAGUUCAUCCACUACCAGAGGAAAUUCCGAUGUCUUUUGGUGUGUUUUGUGAGCCGUUCUCUUGCCUUAUACGUGGAUGGGAAAAUAUGCAACCAUUAAGAUCUGAUUCAAGUAUUUUAGUUGUUGGAGCUGGUAUCAUCGGGUUGCUUUGGGCUUCGAUAUUUCAUUUUCGAGGAUUUCGUGACUUCGUCGUUAUGGAGCUAUCAGAAAAGCGACGGGCUGUGGCUUGCAAUUUGGGUCUAGGCCUAAAAGUCGUGCAUCCAGAUCAUCUGUUCAACCAGUACCAAGAAGCGAAACGAGACGGCAACGAUGACUGGGGAUUUGAUGUUAUUGUUGACUGUACUGGGUCACCCAAGGCCAUAGAACAGGAAUUCCUUUACACUCGCAGAGGUGCUAAGUUGGUGCUGUUUGGCUGCUGUCCAGAGAAAUCCGAGAUAAAGAUAGACCCUUUUGAAAUCUAUAACAAAGAAUUGGUGAUUAUUGGCUCUCAUAUCAACCCGAAUACGUUUCCCAAAGCCAUUAAAAUGGUUAAAGAAAUGGGAGCCCUUGGAUACCUGGAUUUUCAAAAAAUAUGCACAAAAAAAUUCUCAUUGCAAGAUUACCCAGCUGCUCUUGACGCUCUACGAAAGGGGGAAAUUGCAAAGGCCGUUUUUGAAAUCAACAGUGAGACAAAAUAGAAGUUGCUUCAGCUAAUUUCAAGCUUUUGCGAGAGCCUGUUUGAUUAUUUCGCUUCAAAGUAUUUUCAAUUCAUACAAUAAUUCAUGCAAUUGCAGAGCAAUAAAGUAAUUUAGGUAAGGGAUGUCAAACUGGAAGACCCGCAGGCCAAACUGCAUUUCAUCUUGGGUCUUGAACACAGGCUAUUCAAGUGUAAGCACCAUUUUUUUACAAAGCAAUUUUAUCUUAUAUUUCUCCUUUACGUAAUCCAUAGCUGUUUGAAUCUAUUUUUAUUUAAAAUAUUAUCAACUAUCUGGCAACCCAAGUUCAAUUUAUAAAGCAUAGUUGGUUUAGGUCUUUUUGAAAGAAUUUUCGUUCUGUUCUGCCCGUUUGUUGGACCAAGCUUUACAUUUGGCCUCUUCUGUGAUUUGGCUCGAUUCCCUUUAUGAAGGUUAAACAGCAUUGCUUACGCUAGUUUCUGACUAGGUGGCAUACGUUUACCUAGCAUCAAUGCGUAUUGUGGCACGUUUGGGUAGACAUUUUGAAGCUGGUACAAAGGAAAUUUGGGAGGCACUCAGUUGGCACACAAAUGACACAAUAUCUGCAACAUUGUCAUAAAAAGGGGGUUGAUAAAGACGGAGAAAGUAACUCUUGACCAUCCCAGAGCAGAGUCUGGAGAAGCCUUAAGCUUUGAAAACUUGAUUGAAUGAGGCAGAGAAGACGAUUUUGUCAACACUUUUGUAAUUUUCAGCUCAAGAUAGGAAUGUCUCUGUUUUUGUGAAAAACUCAGCUCGAUGCAUCCAGCUCUCAGAUUCACCAUUGAAAGGAGGAAAAAAACAUCUAAAGUUUUCUUGAUGCUUGUGUACAAAAGGAAAGAGCUGGAUUUCUCACUAGUGUUUACAAGAAAACCAACUUUUUCUAGGUAACAUAUCCGUUGGUAUUCCUUUAUUCUGUCUGAUAAAACCUUAGCCCACAUGGCACUUAUAAUAAGCACCAAUUCUAAAUUAGGCCCUGAGCUUAACAAAAUCAAUGAAAGUCUUCUAAACAGUGGCUUUCCAAGGGAUGUCAUUUCGACCUGUACGAUUUCGGGAAAAAUGCUAGUUUCUCGGUUGGGAAAAAGUUUGGUCCAAAAAAGUGCCCAAUUAUGUUUAAAAAUGCAUCGGAUUGGCAUCGUUUCAUUCAACGCAUAACCAAUGGAAGACCGUAAGUUUAUUCUUUGGAGCCUUGUGUGGUCUGAAAGACUAAUGUUAUGCCCAAAAGGAUUGCGCUCAGUUGUGCGAGGAAGCUGAAACUCGUUUUCAAUAUCUUUUUUAUAAAAGGUUUGAUACCCGUUCAGUAGGUUAUGAGACCCCAUUCUAUGUUCCUUCCAGAUCAUACUCUGCUCAUUCGGUUUUUCGAGAGAAUAGUGAAGUGACAAAUUGCUAGGACAAAAACUAUUGAUAUACUUUACUUCUUAGAUAAAAAACAAAAUCUUGAACGACUAAUCAUUACCUUUAUAAACCGCCCAAAAGUCGUAAAUCGUUAUAAUGGAUGUAGUCUGCUUUAAAUUAAGGGAUGAUAAGGGGGUUGGGGCUGUUGCGCUUACUAAUCACUUGUCGCUUAACGUUUAUCGUUGUGAUAUUUGAUAUGAAAAGAUACUUAACG